Molecule: messenger RNA, 975 nt
Organism: Cutaneotrichosporon oleaginosum
Lineage: Eukaryota; Fungi; Basidiomycota; Tremellomycetes; Trichosporonales; Trichosporonaceae
Biological process (GO): mRNA splicing, via spliceosome
Cellular component (GO): catalytic step 2 spliceosome
Molecular function (GO): protein binding
Source: RefSeq, a predicted model, not a curated record
AUGCCGGCUCCUGCUUCAGGAGGUGCGGACUCCUUGUCGUUUCCUUCAAAGCUAGCACGAACACUCGAGCACCAAGGAGCAGUGAACGUUGUGACGUACAACCAUGGAGCCAAGUACCUUCUCUCUGGGUCGAGCGAUCGAACAAUUCGGCUUUGGAACCCAAUACUAGGCAAGGAGAUCAAAGCUUACAAGGGGCACGCCCAUGAGAUCCUGGCACUGGACAUUUCGCAUGACAACGCGCGUUUCGCAAGCUGCGGUGGUGACAAGGUGGUGCUCUUGUGGGAUGUCAUGAGUGGCCAGGUUCUUCGGCGGAUGCAGGGACACUUUGGCAAAAUUAAUGCUGUCGCAUUCAACAAUGACGGCGGGAUCCUCGCGAGCGCCGGGUUCGACGCCAAGAUCCUGCUCUGGGACAUGCGGUCGCAGACACGAGACCCGCUGCAGACGCUCAAAGACGCAACUUCCUCAAUCACGAGCUUGGUCAUCCCGCCAGAUUCGGUCGAGAUCAUUGCAGGCAGCGCAGACGGGCACGUGCGCGCCUAUGAUAUGAGGAUGGGCAAGGUGUUCGAGGAUACCAUAGGGCGUGAGCUGCUCUUCCCUAAUGUUAAGCUUACGGAAGAUCCUGUGACCGCCGUGACGACGUCGCCAUCAAAUCACCGAGAGACGAUGCUGGUUGCCGCAGCCGACGGCAAGCUCCGUCUCUUCGACCGCAUGAACGGCAAGGUUCUCCAGACCUUCUCGGGGUACAAAGUCGGGCAGACUCGCUCCAAACCUGCAUUCAACCGCGGGGAGGGAGCGGUGAUCGCUGGCGACGAGGACGGCAGUUUGUGGAGUUGGGGCGUGCUGGAUGCGAAGCCGCUAAAUGGCGGUCCGGCGCAAGUGCACAAAAGGGCAAUUACAUCGGUCAUCAUGAACCCUAACGGUCGAGAGAUGGUGACGGCCAGCCUAGACGGCACCAUUAAGAUCUGGAGCACGUGA